Sesamum indicum (sesame) is the source of this 3047-nucleotide messenger RNA. RefSeq names its product Ribonuclease II/R family protein. Gene Ontology annotation, biological process: mRNA catabolic process. NCBI's taxonomy places the organism in Eukaryota, Viridiplantae, Streptophyta, Magnoliopsida, Lamiales, Pedaliaceae. The record is from RefSeq and is a predicted model, not a curated record. Gene Ontology annotation, cellular component: P-body. Gene Ontology annotation, molecular function: 3'-5'-RNA exonuclease activity; RNA binding.
UCAACAGACAAACAGGCGUAUAUCUCUUGCCAGCAGCUCUAUCCGAUUCCGGGGGACUGACCAUUCUAAAUUUCUUCCGACUCUUCAGUCCAUGAAUUUUUCAUAUUUCUAGGGCUAGAAGUAUGGCGGUUCGCGUUGUGAACGGCACCGGAAUCUUCCGCUGCUGCGGGGUGUCGCCGCCAGUUACCGCCCUUAGAUGCUGCGUACACCAGCACAAGUCUGUUCAAUUCCACUCGUCUACUCGCUAUUCAAUGGCCCGGCGUAUUCACUGUCAGCUCGUAUCUUUUCGCCAUGGAGUCGUCGGAAUACGGAGGUACUCAACGCAGAGUCUAGUGGAGGUUUUCGUGGAGGAGCUCGAGUCACUGCGAAAGCGUGGUAGAGUUCGCGCCUCAAACAAAUUAGAAUUGAAAAGCAGUGAAGAGCUUCUUGAGAAUAAGUUGGGAAAGCAGGUAUUGGAGAAAGGAUUGCUGCUGGAAUUCAGGAAAGACCCAGAGAGGGUAUUACUAGCAGUUGCACAAAAACCAGAUGGGAAGAAGAAUUGGAUGGUUGCUGAUCAGAAUGGUGUGAUGACAUCUAUUAAGCCACAACAAAUUACUUUCAUUGUUCCUGGUAUCAAGAGCUUUGACCACACGGAGAUAUCAAACUUUGUUCAGAAAGCUCAAGAUAAUUUGGAUCCUGCACUGCUUGAGUUUGCAUGGAUUGAGCUUCUCGAAAAGAAUAAGUCAGUAACAGUGGAGGAGCUCGCCGAGAUGAUUUUUGGUAGUGCGGAACCUCUUGAGAGCUAUUCUGCCCAUCUGUUGCUUUCAAAGGAUGAUAUAUACUUUACACCUGUGGUCACUAAAGGUUCAUAUUCUGUUUAUGGCCCCAGACCUGCGGUUCAGGUUGAAGAACUUACACGAAGGAAGGGUGCCAAAGAGGCUGCAGAGAAGGAACUUGAAGAGUUUGUUAAUUUAUUGAAAUCUGCAAAGAAUAUGCCUCUGCAUGCCAAACCCCCAAAAUCUACAUGGAGAGCUGUAGAGAAAAAUCAGAAGAAAAUUGAGUCUCUUCAAGCAUAUGCAAUUGAUGAUUGUAAAAAUGAAGAUGAAAAGAAAACAGCUGGGAUGAUUCUGAAGGCCAUGGGACUUGCUAAAACAGCAGCAGCAGCUGUGAAUCUCCUUAUCGAUAUUGGGUAUUUCCCUGUGCAUGUGAAUCUAGAUUUAUUGAAGUUAAACAUUCGUACGGAUUAUCCGGAAGAGAUUCUUGCAGCUGCUGAAAGUCUUUUGUCUGAGUCACCUGAUCUGGAUGAGGUCGACAGAAAAGAUUUGACUCACCUGAAGGUUUAUGCCAUUGAUGUUGAUGAAGCUGAUGAGCUUGAUGAUGCACUGAGUGCAACUAGGCUUCAGGACGGCCGCAUAAAAGUCUGGAUUCAUGUUGCAGAUCCGAGUAGAUUAGUUAAGCCAGGGAGCAUCAUAGACAAAGAGGCAAUGAAGAGGGGAACCUCUGUGUUUCUACCAACUGUUACUUACCCCAUGUUCCCCGAGAAGUUAGCCAUGGAAGGCAUGAGUUUGAAGCAAGGAGACCGCUGCAAAGCCGUCACAGUUUCUGUUGUGCUGCAUUCUGAUGGCAGCAUUGCAGAAUACUCAGUUGAAAACUCUAUCAUCAAACCGACAUAUAUGCUAACCUAUGAGAGUGCGACAGAACUUCUCCAUCUGAACCUGGAAGAGGAGGCUGAAUUGAGACUUCUCUCCGAGGCUGCUAGACUCCGAUUGCAAUGGCGUCGAGGACAGGGAGCAAUAGACACAUCUACAUUAGAUACCAGAAUCAAAGUGACUAACCCAGAUGAUCCAGAGCCCUUGAUCAGGCUGUAUGUGGAAAAUCAGGCAGAGCCUGCAAUGCGACUUGUAUCUGAGAUGAUGAUACUUUGUGGCGAAGUUAUAGCAACUUUUGGUUCUCAUAACAACAUUGCUCUACCUUAUCGGGGGCAGCCUCAGUCAAAUAUUGAUACGUCUGCUUUUGACCAUCUUCCUGAAGGCCCUGUGAGGAGUUCUGCUAUAGUUAGAAUCAUGCGUGCUGCUGAAAUGGAUUUCAGGAAGCCUACGCGCCAUGGAGUUUUAGGACUUCCUGGAUAUGUUCAGUUCACAUCUCCUAUUCGCAGAUAUAUGGAUCUCCUGGCUCACUAUCAGGUGAAAGCAUUCCUCAGGGGGGAUUCUCCUCCUUUCUCAGCAGGACAAUUGGAAGGGAUGGCUUCAGUGGUGAACAUGAAUAUUAGGGUAGUAAGGAGGCUCAGCUCCAGCAGUCUCCGGUAUUGGAUAAUAGAAUACUUGCGGCGGCAACCAAAAGGAAAAAGGUUUUCUGCUUUGGUCCUCCGAUUCAUCAAAGAUAGAGUUGCAGCAAUACUCUUGAUAGAGGUUGGAUUACAAGCUUCUGCCUGGGUAUCUGUUGGUGUACAGGUGGGCGACGAAGUAAAAGUUCAGGUGGAAGAAGCACAUCCGCGUGAUGAUGUUCUUUCUUUCAAAGAGGUUCCAGGAAUAUAAGGACUUUAUUCUGGUGAAGUUCAAUGCAGUGAUGAAAUUUAAGUAGGUCCUUUGAAGGGAAUAUGCAGAAAUUGAUCUCUUUCUCAAGAACGAUGUGGCAUUUGCUUUAAUGCAGUCGUUGGUAUUAUUAUUUAACAGAAAAUAGCAUCGACUGACACUGAAGACUGAGGUAGCUCCUCUUCUCACAUAAAAUGCUGAUGGAGUUGGCCAGUCAAACUUGAGGUUAGGUAAUUUAGAGAUUGUCGUACCUGAAGAACUAGGUGCUGUAUAAUGUGCAUACUCGUAUGUUAGGCAACGAGCAAGCUGCUGGAUUGUUAAAUCACAUCGACGAGGAAGGCUACUGCUCAGGCAACGGUAUCAUGUGAUUCUUUUGGUGUCAGGGACAAGGGUUCAGGAAAGUCUUUAUAGAAGAGGGCACUCAUCCUUCCCUCCUUUGUAUCCUGUAUAUACAUAAUUUUGAAUGUAAUACUUUUUGUAUCUGAAUAUAGCGGUAUCAAUGCCUCGAGGAAAAUUGAAAGAUAAAAAUGUGUGCAA